Molecule: messenger RNA, 342 nt
Organism: Pyricularia pennisetigena
Lineage: Eukaryota; Fungi; Ascomycota; Sordariomycetes; Magnaporthales; Pyriculariaceae
Exons: 2
Source: RefSeq, a predicted model, not a curated record
GUGUGUUACAAGCUGCCCGCACCCAUCUUCCUUUCUCGCCCGCGGUACAAACGUACAUGUGCCACACAAGCAGCACUUCUCUACGGAGUUGGUCCCGUCGUGAUCCACAAAUGCCGGUCAGCCAUGAGUGCGCUUUCUUUACACAACAGCGUGCUUCCCCGCAGGGCUGCCUUCCUGUCAUCUUGUGACCUUUUGACAACUGAGUGCCCCAUUGCCAAUUCAACUGGCUGCGUCGGCUUCGAUUUGUCCUCCAUUGUCAAUCCCUUCGAAGGACCUCGAGUGACCCUUUCCACGGCCUUCGUCCCAGCUAUAAGCUUCUGCUACCAGAAGUUCGUCCGGUAG